Aspergillus tanneri is the source of this 1257-nucleotide messenger RNA. RefSeq lists its product as uncharacterized. The record is from RefSeq and is a predicted model, not a curated record. Gene Ontology annotation, molecular function: protein dimerization activity. The transcript has 5 exons. NCBI's taxonomy places the organism in Eukaryota, Fungi, Ascomycota, Eurotiomycetes, Eurotiales, Aspergillaceae. The coding region runs from base 1 to 1257 and encodes 418 amino acids.
AUGUCGACGAGCCCGGCAUCGGAUUUUGAUAUGAUAGCAAGCCCAACGCUGCCUGGUCGGUCAACGGCAAGCCAGCGUGACGAGCUGGCCAUGUACCUGAGUUGCGGGCCUACAAUUCGUGGACAAUCCUCUAUCACCGCAUUCUGGCGAGAGCAUGAGCACGACUUUCCUGCGCUCACAAGCCUUGCUCGCGAUGUCCUCUCGAUCCCCGCAACUGAUGCCGGUGUCGAACGCCUAUUCAAUUCUGCCCGUGAUAUCUGCCAUUUCCGGCGGGGCUCACUCAAAGCUACGACAAUGUUACUAUUGAUGAUGUUUGCAUGUUCUUCGAAAGGAGCUCUGAAGACCCUAGAAGACCUCGAGCCGAUUAGUGAUGAUGACCACGAGGAGGGAGUUGAGAUUGAUGGGGAUGACGAUAUGUUUCCUGAGCAGGGUCAAAUUGGUCAAAUAAUGGGCUACAUGCUACAUGCAGCCUUCGGUCGCGAAAAGCCUGAGAAAUCAAUCAAUCAAUGGGUAGCCCAUGAUUACCAUCUCCCGUGGAUACCCCAUGGGCGGACACGAAGGGCUUUGCAAGAUCAAGUUCGAUAUCUGAGUGCCGAUGUGCGAGCACGGGUCUCUGAUAUGUCUACUUCGAGCUGGCAGGAGAUUGCUGAGGAGUGGCAUCGCUCAUAUAUGAACUUCGGAGACACCUACGAUACAUCUAAGCCCUUUGUCUCAGUGGAUGAAUACAACCGCAUUUCUUUGGAAAAUAUUCUCAUUAAAUGGCUUCUCCGGGAUUUAUUUAACGAGGACGAUCUCAAAAAUUUAACACUCGCUUGGCAUCGACUUGACUCAUACUCCGACAGUGUGCCAGGCCUUUCAUUGCUAAGCACUAAAUUUUUAACGUCUACAUUAUCCAAUGGUAAUGUAAAACUCCUCGAAGAUCUACAAGAACACAAUUCUUUGCCUUUCAAGCACAUCACUAGUGCAGAGCAUUUCGGUGCUUACAAGCCGUCGCCAGAGGUCUAUUAUGGUGCUGCUCGCAGAUUCGGUUUAAAGAAUUCGCAAUGUUGUCUCGUCGCAGCCCAUCUCGAGGACUUGCAAGCCGCCAAAAACUGUGGGUUUCAGACAAUCUACCUCGAGAGAGACUUGGAAGAAGCUUGGAAUAGUAGAGACGUUGCACGAGCCAGAGAAGAGGGGUUUGUCGAUCAUUGGGUCGAAGUUGGAGGCUCAGGUCUGAUUGAAGUUGCCCGAUAUUUUGGAAUAGAAAGUGGAUUUUGA